Molecule: messenger RNA, 653 nt
Organism: Notothenia coriiceps (black rockcod)
Lineage: Eukaryota; Metazoa; Chordata; Actinopteri; Perciformes; Nototheniidae
Product: nucleolar protein 10-like
Exons: 8
Coding region: 99-653 (184 amino acids)
Biological process (GO): maturation of SSU-rRNA from tricistronic rRNA transcript (SSU-rRNA, 5.8S rRNA, LSU-rRNA); proton transmembrane transport
Cellular component (GO): nucleolus; small-subunit processome; 90S preribosome
Molecular function (GO): protein binding; proton-transporting ATPase activity, rotational mechanism
Source: RefSeq, a predicted model, not a curated record
GUUUUUACCCCGGCCGCAGCAACAACGUGGAUUCAAUGCUGCUUGCCGGUGUGCAGUAACAGUGUUAUGUGUGACCAGAGUCUUAUUCACUUUCUACAAUGCAGAUAUCUAGUGUGAAUGACGUGAAGAUUUAUAAUUUAAGUCAUGGAAAAUCUCUGCCUGAGUGGCUGUCAGAUCGGAAGAAAAGGCAGUUACAGAAGAAAGAUGUUGACAUUCAGCGCAGGAUUGAGCUCAUCCAGGACUUUGAGAUGCCCACAGUGUGCACCUCCAUCAAAGUGUCCAAGGAUGGGCAGUUCAUCCUGGCAACAGGUACUUACAAACCCAGGAUUCGCUGCUAUGACACAUACCAGCUGUCCCUAAAGUUUGAGCGCUGUCUGGAUUCAGAUGUUGUGGCUUUUGACAUCCUGUCUGAUGACUACUCAAAGGUGGGAAUACUUGACAGUCUGCUCAGCGUAUCAGAUGACCUCUCCAAGCUUGACACACUGACUGAAAGUGUGAUUAAAAAAACACAUCAGUGUAUGAGGGAGGUGAUGGAGCAGUCUGAUGACAAAGUGCUGGAAAACGCCUUAGCCAAUGGAGCAGACCACAGCAUGAAUCAGACUGCCGCCGUGUCGCCCCUGAAAGCUUACCUCAACUCUCUGAGGGGUAUUUGA